AUGUACAACCCAAACAUCAAUCCGCACAACGCCGUGCCACCAAACGACGCCGUCUAUCAUCCACAGAUGAUGCCCUCCAUGUCCAACUAUCCACAAGACAUCAUGUCGAUCCAAAUGGCUCCUCAACGUACCGUCAUGCCUCCCACCUCUUACCCGGACCCGGAUGCUUCCACGCAUGGAGCUGAUGCCUCUACAGACGCCGCCAACCAGGACGAAGAUGCAGAAGGGGCCGGCAAGAGGAGAAGAGUGCAACGAGCCUGCGACACGUGUCGCAAGAAGAAAGUUCGCUGCGACGGUCUCCAGCCCGACAAGGGCGCUUGUACGAAUUGCGCCAACUACGGCUACGAAUGCACCUUUGUCGAUGCCGCGAGAAAGCGCGCACCACCACGAAGCUAUGUCGAGGCCAUCGAGGCUCGCAUCGUCAAGAUGGAACAGCUCAUCGCUUCCCUAGCACCGGGCGUCGACUUCACAGAUCGCAUCGGCAAACCCAUCAGAAGACCGGAUGACAAGGGAGACGACGCCAACAACGCUACUGCCAAGCCUGGCCAAGAGUCGCCUCCCAUCCAUGGUGGUUCCAUCGCACCCCUACCUUUCGACAGAUCCAACUCGCUCUGCCAGCAAGCCGCGGGUGGCUUCUCUCAAAUGCUCUCGCCCCCGCACGCCAAAUCUUGCAACAACUCGGAAUCCGAUCUCGCCUCCACCGACGAAGACUCGGAGGACGACAUUGCUUUCAUCGAGACCCGCUUCGGAGAGACCCAGAUCAAGCCACAACGCGUCGUAUCUUCGGCAACCACCGCCACGGCUGCGACCACCUUUGACAGCAGUGCCUCGGAGCGUUUCAUUCUCGGCGACCAAGCUAAGCAGCAAGCGAAGCAAGAUUCCCCCUCCCACACGCCUCCUACCCACAAGUUCAUCGGCAAAGCGAGCGGCUUGCAUUCGCUACCGCUUCUCGAGAGACUCAGCAGUAAGACCUUCCAGGAGCUUGGUGUUCAUCCAACCGGCGCCCGUUCCGAGUUCUGGGCGGUCCCCUCCGGAUUCAUUGACCCACCUGCCGAUCCCAUCACAGCCAGUACCGCCUGGCCCGCUCCGGACCUCGCCGAGACGCUCAUUGACGCCUACUUCAGCCGUCUGAAUCGAGAGUAUCCCGUGGUCAACGAGGCCCAAUACCGUCACGAGUACACCAAUCAGCCUGAGCUACGCAAAGCGCCCGAAUGGCUGGCUCUCUCGUUCUGCAUCUUCAUGGUGGGCAGUCAGUACGUCACGGACGAGAGAGUGAGAGCGUUCCCUCAGGACAAGCACUCGCGCGGGAUGCACUGGUGGCAAGCCGCCAAGACGCUCAUCUAUCGCAACGUAAGGGUUCAGAAGCCAUUGGCGCACAUCCAAUGUCUUUUGCUCUCCACCCUCUUCCAAUUCGGCCUUCCGAUUUCGGCAUCCAGCUCGUGGCUCCACCUCGGCGCUGCCAUCCGCAUCCUGCUCGAUGUCGGCGCGCACCGAAAGCAAACGGCCAAGAAGCUCAAUCUGUCUAGAAUCGAGGACGAGACCUACAAGCGCGUCUUUUGGGUCGCCUACAGCCUGGAUCGAGAAUGCGCUUCGUGCCUCGGCCGACCGAUCAUGUUGCAGGACGAAGACAUUGAUCUGGAUCUGCCCGUCGAGAUCGAUGACGAGUAUCUCUUCAACACGCCGGAAGACCAGCCCCUGCCUCAGCAGCCUUCCGACACGCCGGCGCUCAUCAGCGGGUUCCUCUGCUCGCUGCGACUCGACGAGAUUGUCGGCCGAACGCUCAAGACCAUCUACGCGCUGCACAAGACCAAGGUGCGCUUCGGCAUCGCUUCCAAGGAGUGGGACGAGAGGCUGGUCACCGAGAUCGACUCGGCGCUCAACACGUGGCUCGACACAGUGCCGGCGCAUCUACGCUACGACCCGCACGAAAGCGAUGACGAGUGGCUGUUGCAGUCGUCCUACCUCUACUCCAAGUACUACAACUGCCAACUGCUGGUCCAUCGGCCGUUCAUCGCCGCCAAGAAGGGCGCCAACGAGUCUUCCAUCCUCAACUUCCCCUCGCUUGCCAUCUGCACCAAUGCAGCGCGCAGCAUCAGCCAUCUGCUCCACAACCUUGGCGAUCGUCAGCUGCACAACAAGGUGGGCAACGAUGUCGCCUUCCGCUCGGUCAACGCCAGCACUAUCCUGCUCAUGGUGGUGUGGGGAGCCAAACGCAAUGGUGGCAGGGUGUCGAGCUCGGCGAGCACCGACCUGCGCCGGUCGAUCGACGUGCUUCGCGCCAUGGAAGACCACUGGCAAUUCUGCGGCAAAGCCGUCGACUUUCUCGAGUCGAUCAUGGCCGCGACGCACGUCGUCGUGCCUCGAAGCGAUUCGCAAUCCGAGCAAGGUACCAAGCGAUCACGAGACGGGGCGGACGCGCAAGAGGUCAAGCUGGAGGAUGAACCUUCCGUCGCAGUGCCAGAAGCGUCGACUCGUCCGGGCGGAGCGUCAAGACGGGGAUCGCGAAAGUCCAAGAGCAAAGUGGACGCUGCGUAUACGGGAAGACGAGACCAGCAGCCGCUAGCACCCGAAGCACGGCAGUUGCCGCUGUCGACGUCGCAGCUCGCCGUCAUGACGCCGCAGUCGCAUUCCGAGCCCUCGCCGCGCUCUGCCACGCUGGACAGCGUCGCUUGGCAGAACGGGGGCAAUGUGUUUGGCGAAACGGUGGGACUCAAGACGCCGCAACCGGCGGGUAGGGCACGCAUGCCGUCGCUGAGCGGCGCAUCCGGUCUAGCGUUCGGCCUGAUGACGCCCUCCCUGGCGACAGGAUGGGGUGUCCCUGGCGACACAGACUACCUCCACGGCCCGCACUCGCAGUCGACCUCCUUCCAGAACAUCCCCGCCGUAACACCGUCGAUCUUUGACAGCCUCGGUCUGCCCGGCAACGCCGACGAUCUCAUGCAGGGCGGAAUGCCGGACAUGUCCCAAUUCGCCUUUCCCGACGACGCCGCGGCGAUGGGCGCCAACUUUGACCACUAUUACCCACCAGGUCAGACGACGAGCGGCGACACCCCCCAGUCCGACUCCAGCAGCGGCCUCGCCAGCUACGCCUUCGAACUGCUCCAGAACCAGAGCGUCUACGAUUCGUUGAACUUGAUGCAGCAGCGUGGGCAGUGA
Molecule: messenger RNA, 3156 nt
Organism: Kalmanozyma brasiliensis GHG001
Lineage: Eukaryota; Fungi; Basidiomycota; Ustilaginomycetes; Ustilaginales
Exons: 3
Coding region: 1-3156 (1051 amino acids)
Biological process (GO): regulation of DNA-templated transcription; DNA-templated transcription
Molecular function (GO): DNA binding; DNA-binding transcription factor activity, RNA polymerase II-specific; zinc ion binding
Source: RefSeq, a predicted model, not a curated record